Molecule: messenger RNA, 1010 nt
Organism: Drosophila busckii
Lineage: Eukaryota; Metazoa; Arthropoda; Insecta; Diptera; Drosophilidae
Gene: galla-1
Product: MIP18 family protein galla-1
Exons: 4
Coding region: 317-907 (196 amino acids)
Source: RefSeq, a predicted model, not a curated record
UCAGCUGUUUGCUCAAAUUGUGUUUUUAUAAUUUGCUGAGUUGUUAAAAAUCAAAGUACACCAAAAUUUUAAACACAUCGUAAAUGCAAAGAGUAGGGAAUUAGCUGUAACAAUAGUUUGCGGCUACCAUAUACGCACUGCAGUCAAUAAAUAGAGAUAGAAGCAGCUAAGUACGCAUUUGUCACAACUACAAAUCGUAAAAGAUAAAAAACAAACGCGCGAUAAGCGCCCCGGCCCCCAAUCAACGUGCCAAACAGCAGACACAUACUACACAUACAAACAUAGGAAUAAUUAGAGCAAUAGCAGCACGCUAAAUAUGUUGUCUUACAUCAAACGCAAACUAUCUGAGUCGGACAGUGUUGCUGGUGGCAGUGGCAGCGGCAAUACCAACAGCAACAGCAGCAAUAGCACAACAGCAGCAGCCGAGAUUGUGCGCAAAACAAGUCAAAUGUCAUUGGAUAAUGGUGGAGUUGCCUACGGCGAAGACGCAUUGCUACAUGAGCUUGGUUAUCGCAAUGCUACAGAUCUGCAAGAGACCAUCUACGAUCUAUUGCGCACUAUACGCGAUCCAGAGAAGCCUUGCACAUUGGAAGACUUGAAUGUUAUAUACGAGGAUGGUAUUUUUGUAAUGCCGCCAACACGCUCAAAUGUUUCAGUUGUGCGCAUUGAGUUCAAUCCCACAGUGCCACAUUGUUCAUUGGCCACGCUGAUUGGCUUAUGUAUACGCAUCAAAGUGGAACGUAGCUUGCCGCACAAUAUAAAGCUGGAUAUUUAUAUAAAGAAGGGCGCACAUCAAACAGAGGAAGAGAUCAACAAGCAGAUCAAUGAUAAAGAGCGCAUAGCAGCAGCCAUGGAGAAUCCAAAUUUAAGUGAGCUGGUGGAGAAUUGCAUUAAGGAUGAGGAGUAGUUAGCUUUAAGCUAUGCCAACAGCAUGUAAAUAAUGGAUUUUAAGUCAGCCCUAGCCUCUAAGCAUACCAACUACUGUAUAAUUGUGUCUAAAAUUAAAAUUU